AUGUUCCCCUCCGCAAUCCUGGUCCUUCUACUCGCAUUCGACAUUCAGGCAUACCGGAUUCCCGAAAAUCUCAUCCAAAUCUACCACGACCACAGGGCAGGAUGUAAAAGCGUCGUUGCCUCCGGCUUCAACGACGGCACCAGUGCCUCGAAACCCACCCAGUACUGCGGCGACAUCGCCGGGGCGUUGUUCAUCAGCUCCGCCGGCGGAUAUGGAGACAUGGACGUCGACUGCGACGGAGUCUCUUCGACCUCGGGAGGCUGUCGCAACGACCCUUCCAAGCAGGGCCAGACCACCUUCCGCGAUCAGCUCCGACAGUACGGGAUCGGCGAUCUAAACGCAUUUGCCCACCCCUACGUUGUCUUCGGAAACACGAACUUCGAUCCGCAGCAGUAUGGUGUGCAACCGCUGAGCGUAAUGGCUGUUGUUUGUGGUGGACAAUUGCACUACGGUAUCUGGGGCGAUAGAAACGGAGGCAGCAAGACUGGGGAAGCAUCGCUCUCGAUGGCGAGGUUGUGCUUCGGGUCAUCGAUGGACGCAAAUAGUGGACAUAAUGAGGCAAAUGUUCUGUAUAUUGGCUUCACAGGGGGCAACGCGGUACCGGGGAGCAGUGCGGCGUGGACGACCACGACCCCGGAGGACUUUGAGCAGAGUACCAUGCCUCUUGGAGACUGGCUGGUCGCUGGUCUGAAAUCCUGA
Messenger RNA from Aspergillus japonicus CBS 114.51, 699 nucleotides. Lineage: Eukaryota; Fungi; Ascomycota; Eurotiomycetes; Eurotiales; Aspergillaceae. The record is from the annotation of a RefSeq genome assembly.